Messenger RNA from Choloepus didactylus (southern two-toed sloth), 1629 nucleotides. RefSeq names its product apoptosis inducing factor mitochondria associated 2 (gene AIFM2). The record is from RefSeq and is a predicted model, not a curated record. The coding region runs from base 162 to 1313 and encodes 383 amino acids. Lineage: Eukaryota; Metazoa; Chordata; Mammalia; Pilosa; Megalonychidae. The transcript has 11 exons. Gene Ontology annotation, biological process: apoptotic mitochondrial changes; positive regulation of apoptotic process. Gene Ontology annotation, cellular component: cytoplasm; mitochondrion. Gene Ontology annotation, molecular function: electron-transferring-flavoprotein dehydrogenase activity; flavin adenine dinucleotide binding.
GGGCGGGCACGGGCUGAGUCACUCCCCGGAGGGCCUGGGGCCUGGGGCGCUGGGAGACCGCUGCGGGAGCGCGCGGGCAGAUUUACAGCGAGAGUGGAGAGGUCAGAGAUCCUUUGGGAGCUGGAUGAUCCUGUGCCUGGCAGAGCAGUUCCUGGUUCGAGAUGGGGUCCCAGGUCUCUGUGGACAAGGGCUCUGUGCACGUGGUGAUCGUGGGCGGGGGCUUCGGUGGGAUCACAGCCGCCAGCCAGCUCCAGGCCUGGAAUGUCCCCUUCCUGCUGGUGGACAUGAAGGACUCCUUCCACCACAACGUGGCCGCCCUCCGGGCCUCCGUGGAGAGUGUGCUGCACCGUGACCUCCAUUCCCCAGGGUUCGCCAGAAAGACUUUCAUUUCCUACUCGGCAACCUUCAAGGACAACUUUCGGCAGGGCCUGGUGGUCGGAAUAGACCUGAAGAAUCAGAAGGUGCUGCUGCAGGACGGCGAGGCCCUGCCCUUCUCUCAUCUUAUCCUGGCCACUGGCAGCAAUGGACCCUUCCCGGGCAAGUUUAACCAGGUUUCCAGCCAGCAGUCCGCCAUCCAGGCUUAUGAGAACAUGGUGAAGCAGGUCCAGAGGUCACAGUUCAUUGUGGUGGUGGGAGGAGGUUCCGCGGGAGUGGAGAUGGCAGCAGAGAUUAAAACCGAAUAUCCUGAGAAGGAGGUCACUCUCAUUCACUCCCAGGUGUUCCUCGCCGACAAGGAGCUCCUGCCUUCUGUCCGGCAGGAGGUGAAGCAGAUCCUCCUCCGGAAGGGCGUGCAGCUGCUGCUCGGUGAGCGAGUGAGCAACCUGGAGGAGCUGCCUCUCAGUGAGUAUCAGGAGUGCCUCAAAGUGCAGACGGACAAAGGCACGGAGGUGGCCGCCAACCUGGUGAUUCUCUGCAAUGGCAUCAAGAUCAACAGCUCUGCCUACCACAGUGUGUUUGCAGAGAAUGGACUGGCCAGCAACGGUGCCCUGAGGGUUAACGAGUACCUCCAGGUGGAGGGCUACAGCAACAUCUAUGCCAUCGGCGACUGUGCCGACGUGAAGGAGCCCAAGAUGGCCUAUCACGCCGGCCUCCAUGCCAACAUUGCCGUGACCAACAUCAUCAACUCCCUGAAACAGAGGCCCCUCAAGGCCUACAAGCCCGGUGCGCUGACGUUUCUCUUGUCCAUGGGAAGAAACGAUGGUGUGGGCCAGAUCAGUGGCUUCUAUGUGGGUUGGCUCAUGGUUCGGCUAAUCAAGAGCCGGGAUCUGUUUGUCUCCACAAGCUGGAAAACCAUGAGGCAGUCUCCACCCUGAAGGGGAGGCCGGGCCAGGUGCCCAGGAUGGUGGCCCGACCCUGUGGCAGACAGCAGAGCCAGUGCUGACGGCUUUGUCCAGGACUCGUGGACCAUCACCAGCCAGCUUCACCCUUCCCAGGAGCUGGACCUGCUGCUGGGGAAACAGGCUGUGCUGUCUGACCCAGGCCUAGCGUGGUGGGGGUCUCAGCCCACGAGUGACAGCCUUAUUCCAUUUGAGUAUCUGUAACAUUCUAGAAGUAUUCACCAUUGGGGCACAGUUUUCCAAACCACAGAAAAUGUUUGUGGCAAUAAAAGAACAUGUAGGAAGAAAGACA